AUGGCGCCUUCUGCUGCCGCCUCUCCAGCUAAGCGGAGGAAGCUCGCAUCGGCAAGUCCUACCAAGAACGGCAGCACAAAUGGCAUAGCCCAACCUUCUCUCCUCUCCUUCUUUGGCAAUGGCGCGCCCGUUUCAACAUCCUCUUUAUCGCCAGACACGUCCCGUCGUGCAUCUUCAGAUCAGAACGACAAGCCAGAUGACAAGACCGAGCGCACCGCCGACUGCCCCAUCUGCGCAAAGAAGGUCCCCUUCCACACGGUCCAGGCCCACGUCAAUUCGUGCCUCGACGCUGCCGAUGCUACUGCGCAAGAGCCCGAGGUGCUCAGAGAUCAUGUCAACGAGCCACACAUCUCCGCAUCGCGGGAAUCUGCCGUUUUACCGCAACUAUGCUCGCCCGCACGCGACACUUUCACACCGGCAGACAGCACGAUCCAACCGCCACAGUCCACAAGAAUGACAUCAAUAUCGCAGCUCGCAUCGACGCUGGAUGCGAAAGUAGCUCCAACGAACGGAGCGACUUCAUUGCCAGGUCCCUCGGCACAAACCAGCAAUGCUACGGACACCUCAAACACACCAUCCUCACUUUUGGGCUCGGUCAAGCGCGCAGCCUCGUCGGCAUUCACCGUCCUCAUGAAGUCGCAUUCCGAGUCCAAGCAGUGGGCCACCGCAGAUGCCGUCGAGGCUGCCAACUACCGCGGCAAGGCACGCACCCGCCCCGACGCCCGCACCGCACCCUUCUACAAAGCGCUCGAAGGCAUGCCACUCACCGUCGACGCCUUCCGUUUCGGCAAGAUCGAAGGCUGCCGAGGCUACUUCCUCACCCAUUUCCAUAGCGACCAUUACGGUGGCAUGACGUCCAACUGGAAUCACGGACUCAUCUACUGCAGCGUCACCACCGCCAAUCUUUGCCGCGCGCAUCUUGGCGUCGAUCCACAAUGGCUGCGCCCUUUGCCCAUGGAGGUUGCUGUCCCUAUCCCAGACAGCGGCGGCGUCCAGGUUACAUGCAUCGAAGCAAAUCACUGUCCGGGCUCAUGUCUCUUUCUCUUCGAAGGCCCGCAAACCGCACAGCUCCUCUCGCGCAGCCAUGCCAGUCCCCACAUAGGUACCCGCAGGAUCUUCCGAUACUUGCACUGCGGCGACUUUCGCGCCAGUCCCGUGCACACAAGUCAUCCUUCCAUCGCCGGCAAAAAGCUCGACAUCAUCUACCUCGACACCACCUACUGCAACCCGCGAUACUGCUUUCCGGCUCAGGACCAGGUGAUCGAAGCUUGCGCCGAGCUUGUGCGUCGCUUGGUGCCUGAAGAGCAGCUCGCGGUCAGCAUUGCCGAGCGCGAAAAGGAGCGCGAUGCAGGGCACACAGAAGAUUGGACACAAGCGCCGUCGCGCAAGAAGAACAUCGUGGACCAGAACAGCGCAUCCGCCACUGCGUUCAAAGGGUGGUUCAACACCAAGGUCGAAAAUCCAGACGGUACGCUGACUCCCUUACCUCUCGACACGGCUGGCGUCAAGCAAGAAGAUGCUGAUGACGCGGGGAAAGUCAAGAGCGAGGAGGCUCAAGAUGACGCGCUUGACUAUGAUGAAGAGGAUCUAUUCCUCGGCGAGGACGAUGCAGAGGAUGUGGGCGAGGAAGAGCCAGUCAACGAGAGCCCCACUCCUACUUCAGAAUCGCCGCAGCGGUCCGCCGUCAAGCUCGAGCCUUCCGAAGAUGCUCUGCUCGACUUUGCUCCCGAGUCCAAGUCACGACUUGGUGCGACUGCGGACGCAGAAAAUCCAUCAGAGCCGGCUGCCAAACUGCACGACGUCAAGGAAGAGGAUGUCAAGGGCGAGCCUGACGAUCCGGACGCGGCGGACGGCACUACAACCAACGCCGCCAACUGGUUGAGCAAGCACUCGGAAGCGAGUCGCGAUGCCAGCACGUUCCGACGCCGCGAGGCGGGUCGGCUGCUGGUUGUGAUCGGAACCUAUACGAUUGGCAAGGAGCGCAUCGUCAAAGCGGUCGCGCGGGCGAUGCACUCCAAGAUCUUCUGCAUGGACUCGCGCAAAUACCGCGUGUACGCACAGCUCGAAGAUCCCGAACUGCACUCGAUGCUCACACGCGAUCCCGGUGCUGCGGUGCACGUCACCAAUCUGCACGCGAUCAAUGGCGAGGGGUUGCGCGAUGUUGUGGCAGCGCUGCGUACGCGCGGGCACAACUUUACGCAUGCCGUGGCAUUCCGACCGACAGGCUGGACGUACCGACCGCCUGCAGGCAUGGACACGGUUUCGCCGAGUCUCGAGAGGCUGGUGCAGUGGAAUCAGUCGCGCUCGUUUGGACCGCAGAAUCUGUAUCCGACGCGAGACAGUACGCCGGACUACAUGAUCUACGGCGUACCCUACUCGGAGCACUCGAGCUUCUUUGAGCUCACCGCGUUUGCGCUCGGCACGCGGUACGACAGGAUCAUUGCCACCGUCAAUGUGGGCAGCCCCGCGAGCAGGGCAAAGAUGGCAAAGUGGUUCGAAAAGUGGAUGCUCGAAAAGAGGCGUAGGGCCAAGCAUGGUCUCGGCGCCUUAGACCCGCGUGCUGUCACGUACUGGUAG
Moesziomyces antarcticus is the source of this 2577-nucleotide messenger RNA. RefSeq lists its product as uncharacterized. NCBI's taxonomy places the organism in Eukaryota, Fungi, Basidiomycota, Ustilaginomycetes, Ustilaginales, Ustilaginaceae. The transcript has a single exon. Bases 1 to 2577 code for a protein of 858 amino acids. Gene Ontology annotation, biological process: protection from non-homologous end joining at telomere; double-strand break repair via nonhomologous end joining; interstrand cross-link repair. The record is from RefSeq and is a predicted model, not a curated record. Gene Ontology annotation, molecular function: damaged DNA binding; 5'-3' DNA exonuclease activity.